CCACACUCCUGCCGUAUCGAAUGAAAACCGUUGGAAAAUGGCGACGGCGUGACAUUAGUUAUAGAUGCGCGUCGACGCGUCGACGCCAUCAGUUAAAUCGGCGGCGGCAGCGACGACGAGGGAACAAGACGGUGUUUUCGCAAGACCAUCGGUCGGCGUUACAAAAAAUUAAUAAACGCACGGCUCCUCCUACGGAUAAAAUGUUCAGGGCCAGUGCGAUCGUUUUGUGGGCUUUCCUAGUCACGUUGUCCAAAGGAGACGACGUGGAGUGCCCCGUCUGCUUGGGUUCGGUGCCUCAAUGUUGCACGAUCCGAGAUUGCGAGCACGGCGUUUGCAUUGUGUGCACGACUAAGAUUUUGAGUUCGAGUAAUAAAGCGUGUCCGAUUUGCAGACGUCCCAUUAACGGCGUGAAGGGAACAGACGCGUACGAAGCGGACCUGGCCGAUUUCAAGCGGGCCGUCCUGGACGGCUCGGUCACCCGCGAGCAGACGAUCGCCCGCUACCAUCUGCUGCUGCCGUGGCACGCGCCCGACCAGCAGCUGCUCAACGACGUCAGACGUAUCGGCGGCUCGUAUUCGGCCAAGCGGAAGCUGCUGGACGGCGUCCGAGCCGACCCCGACGGUUACGGGUUCGCAGAGGACGUGGCCGCCCGGCGCAAGUACACCGAGGCGCUGCUCGACAACGCCGAACGGACCGCGCUGCUGCCGUACUACCAGAGGACCGGACUGGACCCGCGCCGGGAAUGUGUGCUGCGAAGCACCGUGUACAAGGGCGACUGAGAUCGUGGUGUGGUGUGUGGGGUGACGCUAUUUAAUAUUAUUAUUACUAUUUAAUAUUAUUAUUACUAUUUAAUAUUAUUAAUAUUAAUUAUUAUUUAAUAUGUACACAAUCAUCACUGGAUAUAUAUUUCAUGUAAUACUUUAUAAUAAAUUUGGA
Daktulosphaira vitifoliae (grape phylloxera) is the source of this 936-nucleotide messenger RNA. RefSeq lists its product as uncharacterized. The coding region runs from base 21 to 779 and encodes 252 amino acids. The transcript is spliced from 4 exons. The record is from RefSeq and is a predicted model, not a curated record. Lineage: Eukaryota; Metazoa; Arthropoda; Insecta; Hemiptera; Phylloxeridae.